AUGGAGACAGACCAUGUUAAGACUCCACAGUCGCUGUCAGCUAAAUUUGAGGGGUCUUUUGCAUAUCUGACAGUGAGGGACAGGCUGCCAACGAUCCUGACAAAAGUUAUAGACACCAUUCAUCGAAAUAAGAACAAUUUCUUUGAGGAACAUGGGGAGGAAGGGGUUAAUGCAGAAAAAAGGGCCAUCUCCUUCCUGUCUAAGCUAAGAAAUGAGCUGCAGACAGACAAGCCGGUGUUGCCUCUGUCUGAUGACGCAGAGGAUACAGUGGCCUGGAACGAGUACAUGCAGAGACAACAGGACAUGAUGGAGGACAGGCAGCCUGUCAGCUGGUUCAAGUCACCUUGGCUUUAUGUGGAGUGCUACAUGUACAGGAGGAUCCAGGAGGCAGUGUGGCUAAAUCCUCCAAUAGGUGACUUUGAUGUGUUCAAGGAGGGAAAGACACAAACCUUCUUCGAAUCCCAGCAGGCAAUAAUGUUUCUUUGUACACACCUCCGAGAGGUCCUCACCAGCAUGGAUAACCCAAAUGAGAAACAGCUCUUUGACCACUUUCUCAAGUUUCUACAGGUGUCUUUGUGGGGGAACAAGUGCGAUUUGUCCAUCUCAGCUGGUCAGGACAACUCUCAGAAGAUCAGCCCUAUUGAGUCUCUGGCCAGUCUGCAGCGUUUCAUCCUUGUGGAUGACUCUGAUCAGGUGUGGUCAGCUUUAAUGACUCUGCAGGGUUCCAGAGAGACGGAGAAGAGAGGAGCUAGAGUGGACCUUAUUCUAGACAAUGCUGGGUUUGAACUCAUCACUGACCUGGUACUUGGAGAUUUUCUUGUUUCUGUUGGACUGGCAAAGGAAGUGCGGUUCCAUGGCAAGUCCUUCCCAUGGUUUGUCUCUGAUGUCACCAAGAAGGAUUUUGAUUGGACUAUAAGGCAGACCAUGGCGUCCAAUCACAAGCAGAUGUCCGCAUGUGGUGUCCAGUGGAAACGCUUUUUGAAGGAAGGGGUGUGGUCAUACCAUGAUCAUCGGUUCUGGACAUUACCACAUGAAUUCUGCGACAUGCCGACUGACGCAGCAGAUCUUUACACUGAUUUACAAGGUUCGGAUCUAAUUCUUUUCAAGGGAGACCUAAAUUACCGCAAACUGACUGGUGAUAGAGACUGGGAACACACUGUUCCUUUUGCCAGAGCCUUGAGAGGCUUCCGUCCUGCCCCGCUGUGCAGCCUCAGGACACUAAAGGCUAACGUCCAAGUGGGCUUACAGCCAGGCCAUGGUGAAAUGCUCACCUCUCAGGAGCCAGACUGGAUGACCAAUGGCAAAUAUGCUGUAGUUCAGUUUUUCUGUCCACCCAGAGAACAGUAGGCAUGUUCUUAGAGACAGUGUUCACUACAAACAUGGAGGAGAUGCUUAAUGCUUUGACAACAGGCCUAGUCCAGAAAAGAAAUGAUGAGAGGACUGUUUUUGUCUGUUAACUGUUAAUUAAUUACACACUGCACUGUGUUUUUCGUUAUUUUGCGCACUCAGUUUUUCCCGAAAGCUCUUAAGAACACAAGCAUGCAUUGUAACACUUAUUCCUGCUGUCAGUUUGUUCCUUAGUGGAACACAGUCUUUUUUAAAAGACAAAAAUGUCUUUUAUAAAGCAUUUUCUGCCAACAAGCUUGUGAAAGUUAAGUGAAAUCAUGAGAUGUGCUAAUAUUUUUGACAUGCAGCAUGUUUCAGUAGAUUAAACUGACAUCUUUGUUCGUGUCAUGUUCAUAAUACAUUCUUGCUGUGAUCUCUGCUGUUUUUGAAUUAUCUGCAGUAAACUGUAUGGGAGUCCUAUAAUUGAAUUACUUUAAUGUAAUAAAAUACCCGCCAUAAGUAUUAUAGUAUAAGUCUAUGAAUUAAACAUUCUGGUUUAGAGAAAUGUAUGCUUUGUUUUGACAAUGUGGUCAGUGGGUCCAGAGAGUGGCAUGCUGGUCUUGCUGGACAUGAACUCAGGAGGGAUGCUUAUAGUGAGUUGCUACCUGCAGAUUUUCUUUCAUUAUUAUUGCGUAAGCAAAACUACUGUGUUUGAAAGGAGUAUUACAAAACAACUGUUUGUGCUUUGGCAGGUGUUCUGAAUCACUCUGGACAGUACGGUAUGGCAUGGUGCAGUAACAAAUCUGUGAUUUCACAUCCACAGUUGGUCAAUAUUACCACUGUUAAGUGACUCAGACCGUAACUAACCACCCAUGCUGAAUUUACUUACCCUUCUUGGCAGUACCAAGCCCAACGCACUGUGAUAACAUGUACACUUUUCAGGAGAUAUUUCUGAGGAGAUUAGAUAUAAGAUGAUCAACUUGCUUAAUGAAGAUAAGUCAAAUAAGUUUAAAAAAAAUUAAAAAGGUUUCAAAAAUUAUUACAACCCUGAACAACCAUGCCAGACCUGGUAGACCACCAAAACCUGUCCCCAUCAGAUAAACAGUACUCAAAGCUUUCAUCUUUGAGAGAGAGGAGAAAAUCAAGCUCCACUUUUGAUUCAGAUUUGAAAAAAUCCACAGGUGUUUCUCUCCUUCAUUCCACUGUGAGAAGAAAUGAGAAAAGGAAAUAGAGAAAGUAUGCAAAUCAAACAAAAAGCGGCUGGUGUUCUCACAAAAAUGAACUGACAACCCCACAAUCCAGACCUCAACAUCAUUAAAUGUGUCUGGGAUUACUUGGAUUUUCAGAAACUGAAAAUGCAACCAACUUCUAAGACUGAACUUUGGAGGCAUGGAAAAUAUCCCUGCAGAUUUCUUUGAAGAACUGAACGGACAUAUUGAAGGAUGGACAUAUUAUUAUUUAAUUGUGGAAGCAUCUGUAAUAUUUUGUUGAAAUAUUUUUCUGCCUUUUCCUGAUGCUGAAAAACAAAUAACUUUCACAUAAAGGCUGUUUUGACAAAUGUAAAAAAAAAUAAAUAAAUAAAAUGCAGUUGAUUUUGUAGAAAUGGUGCAGACCACUGAUGUCAAAUGUAGUCCUGACAAAAUCAUCAGAAUUUGUCCUACUGUCAUUGGACCUUUGUGGAGUGGGAAAUAUAUAGAGAUACUUGACCAGGGUACAGAUAGUUCUGGAUUCAGAUUAAUAACUACUGUGCCUGCACUGUCUGAUGGAAAAAAGCUAUUAGCCACCUGCUUAUUUGUGAGAUGCAGCAUGUUGCUUGUGGUUUGGUAUGCACUCUCUCUCAAAUGUAAUCUGGAAAUCACUAUCACAGCUGUAUGCUGCAUGAGACAGCACUUUUUUCAAUUCAAAUUUCCGUUUUCUUAUGAAUCGAGCAACAAUAUGGAAAAUUAUUUAUUGUGACUUCAAGCAUUCAGGUGUAAUUUGUGUUGACAAGCUGCAGCAAUUUUCUAAACUGGCGAGUUUUACGUAGGAAAAAAGUUUACAAAACUUGGCACACGUGUGAAUGGAAUGCAAAACUAAUAAAUAAAUACGAAGUGAAACUUUGUUACUUGACUGUAGUCUUAGUAUAAUUGUCCUGUUGAUAAACUGUUUUUCUCUCGCUU
This is a messenger RNA of Pygocentrus nattereri (red-bellied piranha), 3485 nucleotides long. RefSeq names its product acidic residue methyltransferase 1 (gene dcph1). Bases 1 to 1347 code for a protein of 448 amino acids. Lineage: Eukaryota; Metazoa; Chordata; Actinopteri; Characiformes; Serrasalmidae. Gene Ontology annotation, molecular function: phosphatase activity. Gene Ontology annotation, biological process: DNA damage response. Gene Ontology annotation, cellular component: cytoplasm; nucleus. The transcript is spliced from 5 exons. The record is from RefSeq and is a predicted model, not a curated record.